Ostreococcus tauri is the source of this 261-nucleotide messenger RNA. Its product is annotated as Mitochondrial outer membrane translocase complex,subunit Tom22. NCBI's taxonomy places the organism in Eukaryota, Viridiplantae, Chlorophyta, Mamiellophyceae, Mamiellales, Bathycoccaceae. The transcript has a single exon. The record is from RefSeq and is a predicted model, not a curated record. Gene Ontology annotation, biological process: intracellular protein transport. Bases 1 to 261 code for a protein of 86 amino acids. Gene Ontology annotation, cellular component: mitochondrial outer membrane.
AUGGAGAUCACCCCGAAUCACGACGCGGUGGAGGCGAAGAGCGCGAGACCGGUGAGCUUUGGCGCGGAAGACGCGACGCGGGCGCUGGGGCGAUUGGUGGCGCACACGGGGAAGGCGGCGUGGACGUUCGGGACGACGUUUCUCGUGCUCGUCGUGCCGCUCAUCGUGCAAUUGCACAGGGAGGAACAGUUGAUCGAACUGGAGAAGGAACAGCUCGGGGUUUUGGCGCAACCGAGCGCCGGGGGGUUGCAGGCGGAGUGA